CCACAAACUCUUCGUUGAUUCAUCUCCUUCUUUUCUUCUCCCGUUUUCGCUUGACAUCUUUUUCCUUUUGUGAAUUCAGGUUCUUGAUGAGGACUGCUCCUGAUCUUCAAGAGAGUCUAUAGAAGUCUCCGAGGGAAAUGGAAGUUGAUUGGUCUAAGCUGCCCGAACAACUCCUAGAUGAGAUUUCCAACCGGCUAACCAACCUCACCGAUCAUGUUCGGUUCCGUGCUGUCUGCAGAGGCUGGGCAAAUACAAGUCCUCCAUCGAGGGUUCCUCGUCAAGUGCCGUGGGCGCUCCUUCCUUACAUUCGUGACACAGAUACUCGUACUUUUCUAAGCACUUCAGAGAGCAAAUUCUACCGGUUCAGGUCACCCGAGUUUCUCGGCAAACGAUGUUGUGGCUCGUCUCAUGGUUGGUUGGCUUUAGUGGAUGGAACUCCUGAUAUUUCACUCUACAACCCACUCAGUGAUGAGAAAAUUCUCCUCCCGAAGCUGACGACAUUGCCUGAGGUUCUAAAUUUCCGGGAAGACCAUGAGGAUUAUCUCUACCGAUAUUAUAAGGGGUCACAACACACCGUAGACAAGGAGUUCAUGAGGGAUUUCUUUGUUUACACUGUCCUCCUGUCAGAAAGUCCUGCUCUAGGUUGUCAUCGGGAUUGUUGGGCAGUGUUGUGCUACGAUAUAAGAGGGAGGAGAUUAGCAUUUUGUAGAUUGGGGGAUGAAUCAUGGAAUGUCAUAGAAAACGAACCAUUUAAGUACAUAGACUUAACCUUCCACAAGGAGAAACUAUAUGCAAUAGAUUCUAAUAGAAGAAUUAUAAUUUGUGACCUCAACUUUCCUCAAGAAAUUACUGACAUUUGGCUACGAGAAGAACCGUCUUUAAAAGGGUGUCUUAACUUGACUGAGAUACAUGGUGCUUUAGUAUUUGCUAUCUCUCUUGUGGAAGAUAUGGUUGAUUCAGAUGAGUCUGAGGACGAUGAACUCUGUGAAGCACUGCUCCGUGGGGAUUAUGAUGAGUUAUACGGCAGUGAAGACUCCGAUAAAGGCUUUCCUCGCAUUGAAUAUGACCACAGAGUACAAAAUUUUCUUGUCUUUGAGCUCGACGAGGAUGCAAAAAGAUUGGUGAAGGUUAACAAUUUGCAUGGUCAUGCACUAUUCUUGAGCUUCAAUUGCUCCAUGUCCUUGUUAGCCUCUAAAGUUCCAAAAUGCAGAGACAACUGCAUCUAUUUUUUUGAGAAUUUCGAGGUGAAAAAUGGGGUCUACACAAAAAGAGGCUAUGAAUUAUGCUGUGCCAAAUUGAAUGCGGGAGGUAUUCGACAAGAGGUUUCACUUUUAUUGCAAAAUCACGAUCGGCGUUACCUCCCAUUGCAGGAUGCUUGGUACACUCCGUCAUGUACAUCAAACUGGAUGCCCCAUAAAAUCCAUGAGUCGGUGGUCGGAGAGUCAGUGAUUUGGAUUCCAAAUGCAAAGGGCAGCUUCUCCAUCAAAUCGAAUCCUCCAGUAGAUAUACACCAAAGAUUUUCCUUCCUGGGCCCGAUCGAACCCCGGAAAUGGAAGGCUGUUUUGGAUGCAAACUUGCCUGAGUGGCUACAAUUGACACUGUGGAGGGUGGCUUGUGGAGUUCUACCAUCGAAUUUUGUCAGUAAUCGACAUUCCAGCAUUCCAGAGUUAUUCUGUCCGCUCUGCCAUCAAGUGGAAGAGUCCUUGGAGCAUCUCUCUCUCUUGUGUGAGUUCACCCAAGUGGCUUGGCGGAACUCUUCCUGGCCACUCUGCACUAUAGCCUUGAAAGACAUUAAAAUAUCGGACUUGGUUGAUGUGAUUGCUGAGUCAGGACCCAUGCUAGGGCUCUAUGGCAUAGAGGCCAAGAAAUUCAUUCUCUUCGUAGGGAUGUUCAUCGAUCAGAUUUGGGUGCUUAGGAACAGAGCAGCUAGUACCGGGUCCAUCCCUGAUCCAUUGAACUUCACUUCCAUGCUCAAGAGAAUCUAUGAAGAGCACUUGCAACAUUGGUUUUUCAAGAGGGCUAAUUGUCUUCCUGGAGCUAAAUGGAUCCCUCCACCUACCGGUGAAGUCAAGGUCAAUUUUGAUGUGGCCAUGGGUUUCGAUUUUGUCACUCUAGCCUUGACUUGCAGGGACAAUAAGGGGAGGUUCCUCGUAGCCUGGGCUGAACGAAUCCACAGUUGUGAUCCUUUUGUGGCAAAAGCUAAGGCUGCUCUGAUGGCUGUGUCUAUAGCUAUCCAGUCGGGUUUUACUAACCUCGUUGUGGAAGGUGAUGUUCCGGGCAUUAUCCUACCUCUGCAACGAUGGAAAUUCCAACCUGUGUCAGCAAUCUCGGGCUUCAUUGGCGAUAUUAGGAUUCUACUUGCAUCAACAGAGUCUUGGUGUGUCAAAAGCACAGGGUUAAAGGGGAACAUUGCAGCACAUAAUCUUGCUUGUUGGGCCGCUUUCUAUGGUAAGACUGGUUCCAUACCCGUUCCUUGCCUCCCUCCUUGCGUUGUCUAUGCUGAGGAGCGUAAACUUGAAGGCACAAGAAACUUGGGGAGGAAGAGCCGUAGAGAUAGUAUGUACAAGUUUCCUGUCUGAUUUUGCUUGUAGUUGCGCCAUCUAGUGGCACUGAUCAGUGCCAGCACAGCUCAUUAGAUGAGCACUGAGCAGCACAAUGAAUAUCUUAGCAGGUUCACGUUCAUCUUAGAUUCGAUGAGUUACAUUUUUCAUGACUUUGUGCAAAAGCCGGAGUCAUCGAUAUAAGGGUUAUAUCGGUACCCUUCGGUGACUGGUGAUUCAUGUUGAUCUCAGAUUCGAUGAGUUACAUUUUUCAUGAGUUUUUUUGUAUUCACAUAAUGAAGAAAGUGUGUAUAUAUGCAUAAUGAGGCCGUGAGGCAAAAAGCAAAGGAUCAGGGAAAGAAAUUUUAA
Punica granatum (pomegranate) is the source of this 2909-nucleotide messenger RNA. Lineage: Eukaryota; Viridiplantae; Streptophyta; Magnoliopsida; Myrtales; Lythraceae. The record is from RefSeq and is a predicted model, not a curated record.